Messenger RNA from Peromyscus californicus insignis, 1529 nucleotides. It is a transcript of the gene Fbxo17, whose product is annotated as F-box protein 17. The transcript is spliced from 6 exons. The record is from RefSeq and is a predicted model, not a curated record. NCBI's taxonomy places the organism in Eukaryota, Metazoa, Chordata, Mammalia, Rodentia, Cricetidae. Gene Ontology annotation, molecular function: protein binding; ubiquitin protein ligase activity. Gene Ontology annotation, biological process: glycoprotein catabolic process; SCF-dependent proteasomal ubiquitin-dependent protein catabolic process. Bases 198 to 1034 code for a protein of 278 amino acids. Gene Ontology annotation, cellular component: cytoplasm; SCF ubiquitin ligase complex.
UUUAUUCAAGAGAAAUGCAACCUAUGUGCACACAGACCUUCAUACAUGAACACUCAUAUCAGCUCCAUUCCUAACAGCUCCACGUGGGAAACAGCUCAAGUAAGUCUCCAUCAUGCCAGGCAUCCUGAACCCGGUUCGUGACCCAGGGAGGUCGAGACGCCAACCCCUCUGCACCCAGAGGACGCCGGUGGCGGGACAUGGGAGCCCGACCCUCGCGACGGCAGGUGCCGGAAGCUCCGCGCGUGACUCUGGCGGCGCUGCCCCCGGAGCUGCUGGUGCAGGUGCUGAGCCACGUGUCUCCCCGCGCGUUAGUGACGCGCUGCCGGCCCGUGUGCCGAGCCUGGCGCGACGUGGUGGAUGGCCCGAGCGUGUGGCUGCUGCAGCUGGCCCGCGACCGCAGUGCGGAGGGCAGAGCCCUCUACGCCUUGGCCCAGCGCUGCCCCCCCGACGAUGACCAUCAAGACGAGUUCCCGCUCUGCGCUCUGGCCCGUUUCUGCCUGCGCGCACCGCUCGGUCGCAACCUCAUCUUCAACUCCUGCGGAGAGCAGGGCUUCAGAGGCUGGGAAGUGGAGCACGGAGGGAACGGCUGGGCCGUGGAAAAGAAUUUGACGGUGGUGUCAGGCGCUCCUUCCCAGACCUGCUUUGUGACUUCUUUUGAAUGGUGCUUCAAGAGGCAGCUGGUGGACCUGGUGAUGGAAGGAAUGUGGCAGGAGCUUCUGGACAGUGCCCAGAUUGAGAUCUGCGUAGCUGACUGGUGGGGCGCCCGUGAGAACUGCGGCUGUGUCUACAGGCUUCGGGUCCGUCUGCUGGAUGAAUAUGAAAAUGAAGUGGUCAAGUUCUCGGCCUCGCCCAACCCAGUACUUCAGUGGACUGAGAGCAGCUGCCGACAAGUCUCUCACGUCUUCACUGACUUUGGCAAAGGCAUCCGAUAUGUGUCUUUUGAGCAGUAUGGGAGAGACACGCGUUCCUGGGUGGGACACUACGGUGCCCUUGUGACCCACUCCAGUGUGCGGCUCAGGAUCCGUCUGUCCUAGCUGACCAGCCCUUCAGGACUUCCAGGACAUACUGCCUUCUCCCGGAUGGUGUUAGUCAAAGGUGGCUUUGCAGCCUGCCCCCAGCUGAACAGAAAAAGGGGAUCCUGUGCGGCUCCCCUACACACUUGCUGUUUCAGCAUCAUGGCCCUCCUGCUGUGACACACCAGGGACCUAACCAGCUUGUCUGUAGCUUCCUUCUCUCCUCAAGCAGGGACCACCUUAAAGUGACAGGCACCUCUAGGUUACUGAGCCUGAGAACUGCUUCAUGUAUAGAUGUCAGUGGGUAAAGUGUGUCAAAACAAAAACAGUCCAAGCCAGACCUGAUAGCACACACUUCUGAUCCCAGCACUCUCGGUAGAGGUAGGAGGAUCAUGAGUUCAAAGUCAUCCUCAGCUAUAUACUGAGUUCCAGGCCAGCCUGAGCUAUGUGAGACCAUGUCAAAAACACAAAACAUCCAAUAGACCAAGCUCAGAAUAUAACAAAAGGAGAAAGCUA